Molecule: messenger RNA, 999 nt
Organism: Auanema sp. JU1783
Lineage: Eukaryota; Metazoa; Nematoda; Chromadorea; Rhabditida; Rhabditidae
Source: the annotation of a GenBank genome assembly
AUGCCACUUCUCACUUCUUCCUCUUCCUCUAAUUUCUUCACAUUACCUUUCCGUAAGAAGAAGCAAAGAUAUACCAUUAAUCCACCUGAUGAGUCAGUCAACGUCAUUUAUCUUGGAAAUGUCUUGACAGUCAUGGCCAGAGGAGAGAAUUGCUUCGAAAAGCCGUUAUCCCUUAUAUGGAAAGCUUACUGUCAAAGAAAUCGUAAUGAUUUGCACAUGAAUUUAGAGAUAACAAGAUCUGGACUGAAAGCUGAAACAAAGCAACAGGGAUUAACGGAGUACUGGGCUCAUAGAAUAACGUUCUCUGUCGCUCCGCCACAAUAUCCAAAAGUUUUUUGUUGGAUAUAUAAACAUGACGGCAAAAGGUUGAAACCUGAAUUGCGAUGUCAUGCGGUUCUUUGCAAAAAAAGCAGCGAACCAGCUGUGAUUCAUAAGAAGUUACAAGACUUUCUCUUUGCUGCUUUACAGGAAUAUAAACGAGAAAAACUUGCUCUCCAAAAUGCUCGAUUAACUGGUUCAGCUGGCUGUCCGCGAAGAAAGCUUUUACUUCAAACUGGAAGUUUGAACUUCAGACCUCCAGUCAGCCGAAGUAAAAGCGCCCCAAGGCUAGGAAGUAUCGACGAAGAGCAAGAGGAAGAAGAACUCUCAGAUUCGGAAUCUGUUUGUUAUCGAGUGGCCCCGGACGUGGAAUCGCAGGCUUCAUUUUCAGUAUCGGAUUCUGCACCUUCUACAUCAUCUUGUGUUGAUCAUGGUCGAGACCAACAAUAUUCGCACAGCUUAUGUAAUUCGACAGCAUCUGGUCCAUCAAGCGUUUGUUCAGAAGAUGAACGGAGAAGAAGUCAGAAUGUAACAGAUGCUGACACAAUUUCAGAUGAGAGUGGUUACCAUGAGGACAAAUUAGGACGUGAUCCAUCUGAGGAUUUAUACUAUUCUGAUGGAGAGCUUGUGAUUCUAGAGGAUGAUUAUGACGAUGAUGAAGUACUUGUGACAGCACUCUAA